AUGGAGGAGGCCACCGAAUUGAAAGAGAAGGCAUACAAAGUAUCUAAGAUCAGCAGGAGACUAGAAGAUUGUGAAACCUUUAAAGACUCUAUAAUCACCCCUCAGCAUUUAACCCUCCAGCAGUCCUACCGCAUAACAUCUGCUCCCCUGGGCGUCACCUUUUCUUCUUGUAUCCUACAGCACAACCGCUUUGUGGCAGACACAAAGGACAAGGAGCCCGAUGUUCUGUUUGUGGGAGACUCGUUGGUCCAGUUACUGCACCAGUUUGAGAUUUGGCGUCAGUUAUUUUCCCCACUCCACGCCCUGAAUUUUGGAAUUGGGGGUGACGCGACCCAGAACAUUCUGUGGAGAAUUCAACAUGGUGAACUGGAGAAUAUCAAACCCAAGGUCAUCGUGCUGUGGGUAGGCACAAACAAUCACGGCCACACUGCGGAGCAAGUGGCAGGAGGCAUCGAGGCCAUCGUUCACCUCAUGAUCCAGCAGCAACCUCUGGCCAAGAUCAUCGUCCUGGGUCUGUUACCCCGGGGGAAGGACCCGAACCAGCUGCGGGUGAAGAAUGCCCAGGUGAACGAGCUGGUGAAGGAGAUGGUGAAGGACGUCAGCAACGCCUCCUACCUGGACGUGGAUCCAGGCUUCGUGAACUCUGAUGGCACCAUCAGCCACAAUGACAUGUAUGAUUACCUGCACCUGACCCGUCACGCUUACAGCAGCGUCUGCCAGGUCAUCCAUGCCCGGGUACAGCAGCUGCUGGCUGAGGCUGCCUCUGACCCCCCCAAUCCGGAUAUCUGAUGGCCAGAGACUGCCACUGUCACCCUGGGUGCACCGCUGUGCGGAUCCCACAGCAGUUAGGGGGGAAGCCCACCCAGGGAGACUGCUCUCUCAGUGAGAUGACCAAACUCUAAAGGGCUAUACUUGGACUGACUCAGUCUGUGAGCAACCCACCCAGCCCCACCACACACUCAUUCCACUCCCCCUAUGUCCCCACUGUCGUUCUCUCUCUCUCUCUCUCUCUGUCAUUUUCAUGCCCUCCUGCCCAUGUAGUCUCGCUCUCGUUUUCAUGCACUCUGUCUGUCUUUCACCCACCCUUGUCCACACCCUCGUGCCUUUUCCCUCCCCCUGUUCUCCUUCACCUGCCUCUCUCACCCUUCUCCUCCCUCACUACCACACUGGCAGCUUGUCUAAAACCUGCUGACAUCCCAUCACAGGGAUUUAUGGUGCAGAGUGGCUGGGCGAGCAGGGGGAGUCUCAGGGCAGCGUGAACGUAAUGUGGGUCAUUGAGGCCGGAUGGGAGGAGAACAUGACUGUCAGCGCUUGGAGGAUGGGGAGUCAAUGUGUGAAGAGAGAGUGUGUAUGGGUGGAGAGGGGGAGCGAGUGUACAUGUGAGUGAAAAGAUGGAGACAUUGUCACUCACACUCUCUCUCUCUCUCUCUCUCUCUCUUCCCCGCUCCCCCACCCACUCUGUGGGUGAAGUGAUGCUCCAUCCAUACAUGCAAACAGAGAUCUAAAUCCCUGAUGUGAAAUGAUUAGGGGUGUCUUGGAAACCAGGUCACAUUGAAGAGAACAGGAGACUCCAGUACUGGGGUUUCCUGGCUCCGAGUGAGUUUGAACUGUAAGAGAGAACCAUGAGCUACGGUUAUAAAGCACACCAGUCCUACCAAUAAAACUAAAAUGGUCGUGGGAACGUUAAA
Molecule: messenger RNA, 1688 nt
Organism: Chiloscyllium plagiosum (whitespotted bambooshark)
Lineage: Eukaryota; Metazoa; Chordata; Chondrichthyes; Orectolobiformes; Hemiscylliidae
Source: RefSeq, a predicted model, not a curated record